AAGCCGCGCUUAUUCCUAGAGGAGAUUUCAGUGUGAACAGUUCUGUUGCGUUUUUGUGUUGGAUCGUGAAAAGAAGAUUAUUGUUGUGUUUUAAAAGAAAAAGAAAACAACAAUUGUCUGCUAAAAAAUUUUUUUGCAGUGAACUCAAAAAUUAUAACAGUGUGUGUUACAAGUGACUUGUAAUUUAUAAAAAAUCAAAAAUUAUGGCUGACAGUGGUAUCAAACGCAACAUUCCCAUCAAACUCGGUGACUUCAGCGUUAUUGACACCGAAUUUUCAAAUAUUCGAGAGCGCUUCGAUGCCGAGAUGAGGAAAAUGGAAGAUGAAAUGUCCCGAUUCAGAAGUGAACUUAUGAAUCGCGAAAGCAAUAUUUUCAAGAGUACCAUGAGCAAACAUCAGACGAAGAGCAGCUCGGAACAGAGGACAACGACGACCUCCAAAUCAGAGAGUUGGGAUAAGACUGAAACCUCGAAACCAACGAGGUCUUCAUUCGACUGUUUUAAAAGCACCACAACGCAGAGUAACCAAAGUCAAAAUGAUUCGAACACCUGGUUGGAUGGUUACAACAGUCCGCUAAUUCAGGAUGAGGGAAAUAAUAAAAUGCUUAAACUCAGAUUCGAUGUCUCUCAAUAUACACCCGAGGAAAUUGUCGUCAAAACUGUUGACAAUAAAUUGCUGGUGCACGCCAAGCAUGAGGAGAAAUCUGAAACUAAAUCAGUCUACAGAGAAUACAACAGGGAAUUCCUUCUUCCAAAAGGAACAAAUCCUGAGAGCAUUAAAUCCUCGUUGAGCAAGGAUGGUGUUCUCACUGUUGAAGCACCUUUGCCAGCAAUUGGACAGGGAGAAAAACUCAUCCCAAUUGCGCACCAAUAAAUUAUAAAAUACAUACGCCUAAAUGAUUGUUAAGUCACAAUUUUGCUCCCCCACCCCCAAAUUUUCCCUUCGAAUCAUUUUUUCUUCUCGAUAUAAAUUUUUUUUUUCUCAAUUAAAAUAAAUUUAUCCAAUACGUCCAUUUUUACAAAAUUAUAUUUUAUCUUCGUUUCACUGAAUUUUAUUUUUAAAAGUCCAAAAAUAAUUAUUUUUAAUCAAAUCAAUGCCUAUAAUAUUGUAAACAACGAAGAGACUUUUUUUUUAUACGCGAAAUACAGAUGUUUAGCUUUUUUGUGUUAAGAAUUAUAAAAUUAUUGGAAGGAAUGAGGAAAAUUUGAUUUAAUUUCGCAAAAUGAUUUUUUUAAAACUAUUUUUUUUUUGUCGAAAGGCGAUUUUUUUUUCUGUAAGAAAAAUAAUUGUUGCUUUAAAUACUUUUGACAAAUGAGAAAAUUAAGAAACAAAAUUGAAACACGAUUUCGAACUUGGGAAAAUAAAUAAAUUAAUUUGAUAUUUUUUUUUUUAUCAAACCGAAAUCAAAUCUUGUAAUUGUAACUUAUAUAGUUUAGGUCUACGUUAAAAGACUAAAAAAAAAAAAAAACAAUGCCUAGCGUAUGUAAGCAUUAUAUAAUUAAUAUUAUUUAUGAAUAUUUUAAUACUUUCGAAAGAACGUAAUAUUUAAAGAAAAUGGAGACAAAUAAAAUUGAAUUUUAAAACGAUA
This is a messenger RNA of Leptopilina boulardi, 1587 nucleotides long. Its product is annotated as heat shock protein Hsp-12.2. Gene Ontology annotation, biological process: response to heat; protein refolding. The coding region runs from base 204 to 872 and encodes 222 amino acids. The transcript has 4 exons. NCBI's taxonomy places the organism in Eukaryota, Metazoa, Arthropoda, Insecta, Hymenoptera, Figitidae. Gene Ontology annotation, molecular function: protein folding chaperone. The record is from RefSeq and is a predicted model, not a curated record.